GCGCCCCCCUUGCUGCCUACUCCAGUGGCGCCAGCGGUGCUCUCUCCGCCUCUGACCUGCCCUCCAUCCCCUCGCACCCGCGCCUGCGCAUGCACCCCCGCCGCCUCGUGAAGGCGGCAUCAGGAGGGCUGUUCCAGGCGGCAUCAGGAGGGCUGUUCCAGGUGCACGGCACUGGCAGUCCGUCCCGUCGCUCGCCCCUCAUGUCACCGCUGCUAACAGACGCCCCCGCCAACCUGCAGGCGCUCAACCUCGACCAGAGCGUGCCUCACUUAUCCGAUGAUGUGUACCGUGUGGGAGGGAGGGAUGAUAAGGAUCAAUCAGAGCAUGGUCCUGCCAACCAACCUGCUGCUGCCAACCAACGUGCUGCUGCCAACCAACCUGCUGCUGCCAACCAACGUGCUGCUGCCAACCAACGUGCUGCUGCCAACCAACGUGCUGCUGCCAACCAACGUGCUGCUGCCAACCAACGUGCUGCUGCCAACCAACGUGCUGCUGCCAACCAACGUGCUGCUGCCAACCAACGUGCUGCUGCCAACCAACGUGCUGCUGCCAACCAACGUGCUGCUGCCAACCAACGUGCUGCUGCCAACCAACGUGCUGCUGCCAACCAACGUGCUGCUGCCAACCAACGUGCUGCUGCCAACCAACGUGCUGCUGCCAACCAACGUGCUGCUGCCAACCAACGUGCUGCUGCCAACCAACGUGCUGCUGCCAACCAACGUGCUGCUGCCAACCAACGUGCUGCUGCCAACCAACGUGCUGCUGCCAACCAACGUGCUGCUGCCAACCAACGUGCUGCAGGCCCUUCCUUACAAGCUGAGUGUCACGCCCCUUCCUUUCCCCCUCCGCCUCCUCCUCACAGCGAGUUCCAGGAGUUCAAGCAGAGGAGCCGGCGCAUGCGUGAGGGGGCAACCGAGUUCCAGGAGUUCAAGCAGAGGAGCCGGCGCAUGCGCGACGAGGCGGAGGGGGUGCGCUCGUGCAGUGACCUGCUGGGCAAGUGUGGGGGUGGGGGGUGUGCUGGAGGGACCGGGAAAGAAGGCAUGCUGGGGGACCUGCAGAGAGAGGAUGCGCUUUUGCCCAUCCUGCCCAUCCUGCCCAUCCUCUCUGGGCAGAAGGGGUGGGUGUGUCGCUCCUCUGGUCGCAACACGCCCACCUACCUAGAGAGCUCCCACUCCUCCCCGGACCUGAAGCCCUUCCUAGCAUCUGCAGCUUCAGCACUCCUCUGCUCCUCCUCCUCCGCAGCUGUCUCCUCCGCUGCCGCUCCUGCCACGUCAUACCGCUCCCCGUCGCCGUCCAACCUGGCGCGCUCGAACUCGCAUUCCGUGGACGCUCCUGCCACGUCAGCGCCGGCUGCCACCUCAGCAGCCAGAGCUCUGGCACCGAAGCCAGCUUCUGGCGAAGCAUCAGCAACAGCAGCAACGGCGCCAGGCGAACAGGAAAAGAGCACAGGGAAGGCAGCAGAUGGUGGUGUGGGAGCAGGAGGAGGAGGUGAAGGUGGUGAAACAGCAGCAGACUUGCCGAGUGGUGGUACUGGUGGAGUUGGGGCAGCAGCAGGAACGGCAGGGAAGGAGUUCAAGUCCAACGCUAAGGAGUUCAAGUCCAACAUCAAGGAGUUCAAGUUCAACCCCAACGCUAAGGAGUUCAAGUUCAACCCCAAUGCCAAGGUCUUCACACCCACCUUCUCCAUGCCCGCCGCUGCUCCUCCCCCUCUCCCCCCGCCCUUCAUUCCCGCCUACCCCUCCGCCCUCCCCCCUCAGCCCCGCCCAGACCACCCCUUCCCCUUUCAACCCCUCCCUGGCGCACCCCCCUCCGCCCCUGGCGCCCCCAUCCCCUUCCCCGCCCCUAUCUACCUCCCCACCCCUCUCCCUCCCCCCUCCCCCGCCCUGUCUUCCCCCAUCCCCCCUGCCAACGCCACUGGCGCCCCCACCCCUCCUGCUUCCGCGCUCCCACUCCCCCUACCCUCCCCCGGGUCCGUUCCCCCUGUGGGGCAAGCAGGGGCGGCAGGGCUUAUACCUAUCCCUGUUUCGUUGCCAGGUGGCAUGCCGCCAUUGGCUGUGGCGCCCCAGCCUAUGUACAUGCCGCCCCAGCAGCAGCAACAGCAGCAGCAACAGCAGCAGCAGGCGUUGUUCUCUCAGCAAGGAUUCUUAGGAGGGGGUAGUGGGGGGAAGGAAGGGGGAACGCAAGGGGAAGGCGGGAGUGAUGGUGGGGAGUUUGGGGGGAGUGGAGUGGGGGGGGGAAUGCAGGGGCAAGCAGCUUUCAUGCCCAUGCUACCCCAGGGCAUGCCGCCACAAGGCAUGCCAGGCCAAGGCAUGCCACCCCAAGGGAUGCUGUCGCCCGGAAUGCCGCCCGGCAUGCCCCCUCCCAUGCGCCCCUACCUCCCUGCACCGCACGGCGCCGGCCAGCCCAUGCCUGGAGGCGGCAUGGCGGGCGGCAUGGCGGGCGGCAUGGCGGGCGGCAUGGGCAGCAUGCCAAUGAUGUUCAGCCCGCAGGGGUUUCCCCAGCCCAUGAUCUGUAUCUUCUCCCCGCCUUUUCCUAUUAAUAUUUCAACUCCUCUCGCUCGCCUCAACACUCCUCUCGCUCGCCUCAACACUCCUCUCGCUCGCCUCAACACUCCUCUCGCUCGCCUCAACACUCCUCUCUCUCACCUCAACACUCCUCUCGCUCCCCUCAACACUCCUCUCGCUCUCCUCAAUACUCCUCUCGCUCGCCUCAACACUCCUCUCGCUCGCCUCAACACUCCUCUCUCUCGCCUCAACACUCCUCUCUCUCACCUCAACACUCCUCUCUCUCGCCUCAACACUCCUCUCGCUCGCCUCAACACUCCUCUCGCUCGCCUCUACGCUCCUCUCUCUCGACUCAACACUCCUCUCUCUCGCCUCAACACUCCUCUCUCUCACCUCAACACUCCUCUCUCUCACCUCAACACUCCUCUCUCUCACCUUUAA
Closterium sp. NIES-65 is the source of this 2945-nucleotide messenger RNA. The record is from the annotation of a GenBank genome assembly. Lineage: Eukaryota; Viridiplantae; Streptophyta; Zygnematophyceae; Desmidiales; Closteriaceae.